Eimeria maxima is the source of this 6762-nucleotide messenger RNA. RefSeq lists its product as hypothetical. Gene Ontology annotation, biological process: positive regulation of transcription by RNA polymerase II; double-strand break repair via homologous recombination; negative regulation of fatty acid biosynthetic process. Lineage: Eukaryota; Apicomplexa; Conoidasida; Eucoccidiorida; Eimeriidae. The coding region runs from base 1 to 6762 and encodes 2253 amino acids. Gene Ontology annotation, cellular component: BRCA1-A complex; plasma membrane; BRCA1-BARD1 complex. The transcript is spliced from 6 exons. Gene Ontology annotation, molecular function: ubiquitin-protein transferase activity. The record is from RefSeq and is a predicted model, not a curated record.
AUGGCAGGCAACGAACGACAGCAGCAGCAACUGCUGCAGCAGCAACUGCUGCAGCAGCAGUUGCAACAGCAACGACAACAAAUGCCGAGCCAGCACCUUCAGCAGUGGCAAGCUGCAUUACAGCAGCAACAGCAGCCACCACAGCAGCUGCCUCCUCCACCCCCUCCGCGGCAGCAGCAGCAGCACCAGCAGCCUCCCCAACGGCAGCCUCCCUGGGGGCAGCAGCAGCAGCGAGCGCAGCAAGAGCUACAGCAACAUAAACUGCAGCAGCACCAACUGCAGCAACUGACCGCAACCCCACAGACAGCGCAGCAACAGACAUGGCAGCAGCAGCAACUUCAGCCGCAUCCGCAGCAGCAACAGCAGCAGCAUCAGCAGCAGCAGCAACAGCCCUGGAGGCAGCAACAGCAUACCACUGCGCCGCCUCUACCACCGGGGCUUCCCGGUCUGCAAAACCAACUGCAACAGCAACAGCAACAGCUGCAGCAGCUGCAGCUGCAGCAGUUGCAGCAGCAGCAGCUGCAGCAACAACAGCUGGAACAACAGCUGCAACAACAGCUGCAACAGCAACAGCUGCAACAGCAACAGCUGCAACAGCAACAGCUGCAACAGCAACAGCUGCAGCACCAGCAGUUGCAGCAGCAGCAGCGACAACAGCAGCAGUUGAAGCAACAACAACUGCAACAACAGCAGUUGAAGCAGCAGCAGCGGCAGCAGCAGCAGUUGAAGCAGCAACACCUGCAGCAGCAGGUGCAGCAACAGCAACAGCAACAGCAACAGCCUCCUCUUGCCUAUCCUGGUGUUCCUCCGGGGCUUCAUCCACCUGUUGAACCUCAGACAAGGCAGCAGCAGCAGCAACAGCAACAACAGCAGCUGCAGCAGCAACAGCAGCUGCAGCAGCAAUUGCAGCUGCAACAGCAACUGCAGCUGCAGCAGACAUUGCAACAGCAACAGCAGCAGAAGCUGCUGCAGCAGCUGCAGCAGCAACAGCAGCAGCAACGGCAACAACAACUGCAGCAGCAACAGCCGCUGCAGCAGCAACAGCAACAGCAUCAGAAACAGCAACUGCAGCAGCAACAGCAACAGCAUGAGAAACAACAACUGCAGCAGCAACAGCAACUGCAGCAACAACAGCAGCUGCAGCAGCAACAGCAACUGCAGCAGGAACAGCAAUUGCAGCAGCAGCAACUGCAGCAGCAGGAAGCCAACAGCCGCGUUCCACCGUGGCAGUGCACUUCGCGGUUAAACGAAAGACAGCCCUUGUUGCAGCAGCAAUUGCAGCACCAGCAGCAAAAGCAACAGCAGCAGCAGCUGCAGCAGCAACAGCAGCAGCAGCUGCAGCAGCAACAGCAGCUGCAGCAGCAACAGAAACAGCAGCAGCAACAGAAACAGCAGCAGCACCAGCACCUGCAGCAACAACAGCAGCUGCAGCAACAACAGCAGCUGCAGCAACAACAGCAGCUGCAGCAACAACAGCAGCUGCAGCAACAGCAACAGCUGCAGCAACAGCAACAGCAGCAGCAGCAACAGCAGUUGCAGCAGAAACAGCAGCAAGCGCUCCAGGGAAGUGGCAGAGAACGCCUGCUUAAACGCCGACAGGAGCAGCAGCAGGUUCAGCAGCAGCAGCAGCAGCAGCAGCUUCAGCAGCAGCAGCAGCAACUGCAGCACCAGCACCAGCAGCAGCUUCUCCAGCAACAGAUACAGCAGCAGCAGCUUAAGCACCAGCAGCAGCAACAGGUGCAGCACCAGCAGCAGCUGCUGCUUCAGCAGAAGCUGCAAGAGCAGCAGAAGCUUCAGCAGCAGCAACAGGUCCAAUACCAACCGCCGCAGGGACAGCAGGUGCAGCAGCAGUAUCAGCAGCAGGUAGGGCAACAGCAGCAGCGGCAUCUUCGUCAGCAGCAGCACUUGCAGCAGCAGCAACAGCAGCAGCAGCAGACAGCGCCCGUGUUUAUGGGUACCUCUGUUGGGGGCCUACGCAGAGAAGGCGUCCCUCAUCAUCAUCAUCAUCAGCAGCAGCUGCUGCUGCGGCCAAUGCAGCAGCAGCAGCUGCAGCUGAAGCAGCGGGAACUCAGAGACAGCAGCAGCAGCAGCAGCCGUGGCCGCAGGAGUGCAUGCGUUGUGUUAGUGCAUGCAUUAAGAUAUUUGCUGCCGUUGCUGCUGCAGCAAAACACUGCAGCGCAGCAGGAGGUGCUGAGGCAGCUUGUUGCCUUACUAACUGUUGCUGCUAGACGGCGGAUCGUGCCAUUCAAGCAGCAGCAGCAACAGCAGCAGCAGCAGCAGCAGGUGGAUCUAGAUGCAUGCACGGAGCUUGUAGAGGAGCUACCUGACGGCUGUAUAGCUGUGCGUGUGGGGGCGCUGCGUGGCUUGCUGCUGCUUGCUGCUGCUGAUGUGCUGCAGGAGGAGGAGACUGUCUCUUCUCUGCAGCGGGACACUUUCCCUCCUGCUGCUGCCCAUCCUUUUGUGUCGCUGCAGCGGCAGUCUGCUGCAUGUUAUGCUGCUGCGUCCCCUCGUCAGGUUGCAGCAGCAGCAGCUGCUGCUGCUGCUUCUGCUGCAGCAUCGGCAGGAGGAGCUGGUAGGGAGAGGUUGUCCCCAAUGGAGGCUGCAGCAGCAGCAAUAGAGAUGCAGCAGCAGCAGCAACUGCAGGAGCUGCAGCAGCUAGGUGCUAGCCAGCUGCAGCACAUAUUUAGAUUGCCUCUUUGCUGCGGCUUCUUGCUGCUGUGUCUUGAUGAUCAAUCGGAGCCUGCAUGCAUGCAGGGUUUGCUGCUGCUGCUGCCUGCAUGCGCUAGUAGAAGCAGCAGCAACAACACUACCUACACCUACACCAACAACAGCAACAGCAGCAGCAGCAGCAGCAGCACCGCAUGCACCAUUGCAUGCAUAGCUCGGGUGUCUCAGCUAUAUGCAGCAGCAGAUAGACAAGAAGCAUUCAAGCUUCUCUCUCAUCCUUUCUCUCGUUCUGCUGCUGCUGUCUUGGGGGCCCCCCUUAAAUUAUUACCAUUAAGGGAGGCCCUGCUGCGUUUGCUUAUUUGUGCUGCACCUAAGCAUCCAGCGCUGCAGCACAUCGUAGCAGCAGCAGCGGCGGCAGCAAUAGCAGCGGCGGGGGGGAAGACGGACGCGGGAAGUGGUGUUGCUGCUGCUGCAGCAGAUCUGGCUGGGGCGCUGAUGGUAGAUGCGGGAACAGCAGCAGCAAGAAGCAUCAGCAGCAGCAGCAGCAGCAGUUGGCGCAGCACAACUCCUGUGCAGCAACAGCAGCAACUGCAGCAGCAGCAAAUGGUAUUGCAACAACUGCAGCAGCAGCUUCUCCUACAGUUGGAGUCCUUGGGGUGUCUUGAUGCUGCUCGUCUAGCUUGGGGGGCUCGUGCUGCUGCUGUUUUCCCCUUAGAUGUGCAGCAGCAGCAGCAGUUGCUGCUGCUGCAGUUCCCUAUAUUAGAAGGACUGCAGCAAAGCCUUAGCCUCAUAGCCCUUACAUACACAGCGCAGCGGGGGCUGCUAGCUAGAGCAGAGCACCUCCGCAGAGGAUUAAACAAGCAGCAGCAGCAGCAGCAGCAGCAGCAGCAGCAGCGACAGCAGCAGCAGCGACAGCAGCAGCAGCGACAGCAGCAGCAGCGGCAGCAGGAAGGGCUUUUAUUCCCCUACCUACCCACAAAUUCACGGACAACAGCAUUAGCAAGAGUUGCUGAUCCAGUAGCCUUUCUACCUGUUACGAGGUACACUGGCCGCAGCAGCAGUAGCAGCAGCAGCAGCAGCAGCAGCAGCGGCCCGAUAGAUGACGGCCGCAGCAGCAGCGACAAUACCUCAAGUAUUGAGCACAGCAAAGACGCCUUUAAGGAUUUAUCUGCCUUAGCAGAGGCGCUGUGGCCUAUAAUGGGGACUCCGAGUUGCUGCUGCUGCUGCUGCAGCAGCAGCAGCAGCAGCAAUGGCUGCAGCAAGGACUGUACUAUCUGCAGCGGCAAGUGGCUCUGCAGCGCAGAGGCUUGGCUGCUGCUGCAUCAGGAUAUUCCGUGCAGGUCGUCUGCUUUGCUGCAGUCUCUUCGUGUUGCUGCUUCUGUAUGUAGGGGCAAUGUUCUUGCUGCCAGCAACAGCAGCAGCAGCAGCAGCAACAGCAGCUCUGCAGGCAGCGAACAGCGACCAUUGUGGAUGACCGAUUCUCUGCUGGAUGCCCUUAAGCUGUUUCCUGCUGCAUCUACAAUGCAUGCAGAGCAGCAAAAGCAGCAGCAGAAGCAGCAGCAGAAGCAGCAGUCAGCUGCUGCAGACAUCCUGGGGAAACGGAAGGCAGGAUGGAUUGGCGCAGCGCAAGAAGGAGAAGCAGGGGAGCUGCAGCAGCAGCAGCGGCAGCGGAAGCGGCCAUGCCCAUCGUCAGCAGCAGGAGCAGGUGCAGCAGCAGUACCAGCUGCAGUAGCACAAGACGUCGCCGAUGGGUCUGCCCUUGCUGCUGCAGCAACUCCUGCUGCUGCUGCUGCCGCUGCUGCUGCCUUGAGGGAAGGCAUUAGGAGGAGGCGCGGCAGAUCUGCUGCUGUAUACUGGGCGCCUGCGGAGACAGAACUUGCUGCUGUGUGGCUGCUGCAGCAGCUGCAUGCAGCAGCAGCAGCAGCAACUCAUGCUGCUCCUCCUGAUGCUGCUGCUGCUAGUUUCAUUGCUCCUGUUGGGCUGCAUGUUCGUCGCGGGGCUGCAUGCGCAGCCGAUGAUGAGGAUGACUGCAUCGCAGCAGCAGAAGCUAGCAGCAGCAGCAGCAGCAGCCGCACGGGUCUGCCAACAGCAAAUCCAACACAGCAUGACUGUCGCCCUCCUCGUGUCAGGUUGCUGCUGCGGCUGGUGCAGCCCCGUGCUGCACUUCGUGCUGCAGCACGCCUCUCUGCUGCAGCAGCGCUCCUGCAGACGGACGCCUUUGCUGCUGCAGCGCAGCAGCAGCUGUUGCCACGUUCCUGCAGUGAGGGCGCAUUCAGGACGCGCGCUGCUGCUGCUGCGGGAGUCGCAGCGGGCGAAGCAGCAGCAGCUGCCGCCGCCGCAGCAGCAGCAGCAACUAACGUGGCGGCGGCGGCAGCAGCAGCAGAGGAUGUGGCGCCACACCGAGUAGCAGCAGCAGGGGCAAGGCUGCAGGCAGUAGCAGCAACAGCGCUGCUGCAUGCAGAGCAUUUACCGCUGCAGACAGGGGCCUUGCUGCCCCACUGGCAGCUGCUGCAGCUGCUGCCGCAGCAACAGCAGCAGCAACACCUUGAUCGUAUGGUGACAGCAGCAGCACUACCUCCGCCAGAAGCGCUGCUGCAGCAGGCACCCGCAUCUGCUGCUGCUGCAUGUGUUACUUCUGCUAGUACCUCCAGCCUCCAACAGCAACAACGACGGCCGCUGCAGCAGCAGCAACGGCUGCACCAGCAGCAAAGGCAGCAGCAGCAACGGCAGCAACGGCAGCAGCAGCAGCAGCAGCACCUGACUAGACGAAUAAAACUACAGGGGCCUGAAUGGCGGGCAGACUUAGCAGCAGCAAUGGCUGCUGCUGCUAGCAGCGACAGUGCAUCUGCUGCGCUGCUGCCAGCAGCAGCAGCAACAGCAGCAGCACGUGUUGCUGGUUGUAUUAUUGAUGAUGGCAGCAGCAGCUUAGUUGGCUGCUGCUCUAUCGAGAUGCAGCCGCAGCCGCUGCAGUUUUGCUGCAGCAGUGGAUCUUGCUUGCUGCUGCAGGUCUCGAUCUGCAUACAGCAGCAGCAGCAAAAGCAACAGCAGCAACAGCAGCAGCAGCAGCUGAAGUCGCUCUUCAUAUGCGUACACAACGCCGCUCCGGUGUCUCUUCCUUGUGCUGCUGCAGAGUGUUCAGCAGCAGCAGCAACAACAGCAGCAGCAGCAGCAGCAGCGGCUCAGCCCUAUGGGCUUAUGGAGGCAGCAAAGAAUGGCUGCCACCAGAGCCUCCUCUCUGCUGUUGCGUUUAAACCCCAGGCAUCUGCAGCAGCAGCAGCAGCAACAGCAGCAGCAACAGCAGCAGCAGCAGCAACAGCAGCAGCAGCUGCUGCUGUUGCUGAUCCUGCUGCUGUUUCUGCUGGUCAUUCCAAAGGCAUUACUGCUGGGGAUAAGCUUGGAGGGAGUCUCUUUCCCUUCCUACCAGCCAAGAAGCGUCGAACAGCCCGCAGCAGCAACCCCAUGAGCAGCAGCUCUACCAGCAGCAGCAGCAGCUGCAGCAGCAGCUACAUCAGCAGCUACAACAGUUACAGCAGCAGCAGCAGCAGCAGCAGCAAGGAGAAUUGUUUCUUAUACUCUGUCCCUAUAGAAAGUUGGAGAAAGAGACCCAAGAGACCGUCGUUGCUGCCGUCAGCAGAGGAAAUAGCUAAACGCUGCAGCAGCAGCAGCAGCAGCAGCAGCAGCAGUGCCUGCAGCAGCAGCUGCAAAGGCAGCAGCAGCGAAGGGGCCGCGGCUUCUGCUGCUGCACAGGGAAGAAGAGACAUGGAGGCGGUCGUAAGCAUCCCUGUGGGGUUUGCAGGACCAACCUCAGGCAGCAUACCUAUUGAAAUAGCGGUGUGCUGCUUGGAGAGGCCUCCAGGCGGGGAGGCCCCUGAACUUAGGCAGCAGCAGCAGCAGCAGCAGCAGCAAGAGCUGCAGCUGCUGCAGGAAACAGGAGCUGACUGCUGCUGUGCUGCAGGUGAGCCGCUGCCCCCAGCUAGCCAGAGCAUGCAGCUAGCCAACACUGCAGUAGAGUUGUUGCUGCUGCUGCUCCUCCUGCUACAGGAGUACCUGCUGCAGCUGCAAUUCAUGCUGCAGCAGCAGCAGCAGCAGCAAUAA